AUGGAAACCGCAAGUGCGCCGCUCCUGAGCGAGUUGGAUGGAGAAAACACAGACCGACGUUGCCAAUGGGGCUCCGAGCAGAGCAUUGGCAUGCUGAAGGGUGUUGCAGGGUUGGUCAUGGCGAUUGCUCUCAGCCAUCUGCUGUUUUGCAUACCUGACGGUCCUGCGCCUUGCUUGGGUCUUGUCUUGCCUGGAUAUGAUCCAGACUCCUUGCACACUCAUGGAGCUUUCUUCACAAUGACAGGUGGCACUCAUCAAAUAAACAAUGUUGCCUUUGCUGCUAUGCGCGGGAGUGAGCCAAGCUAUGCAGCCACGGGCCGCGCUAAUCUGCGGGUGGAGCCUGCAGGCAGUAAGUCGCGGGAUCCCGAUGAAACGGGGAACAAGUCUCUUGACGUGCCCAUCGACGUGUCAGUGCGUGCGAAAUCAAGGGCGAUGGCAUUGCCGGCGAUGCAUCAUGAGCCUACACGCGGGUUCCGAAGUGCCGUGGCGAUUGAGGACUUUUCGGCUGAGGGCUCUGCAGGCCAUCAUGGUCUCGCUAACAAAUCCGCUGACGAUGGUUCCAGUUCUAGCUCCUCGAGCACAUCAUCCACGACCACCACCACGACCCUAAGCAUUGAUUGGAGUGUUGUGGGAUCUGGCACGGAGGAAGGCGCUGCAAGCUUGGAGCAUGAUUCGCAUGGCGCGCCAAAGCCAUGGCAAGCCGGAACCCAGCAUGCGCGCGAUCAAGCAAAGCACGAAUCGAGCGUGUACCCGCCAGGCUUGGACACAGGGCACUGGGAGGCUGAUUGGCCCUGUGUUGCUUUUGCAACGGGGUUCAACACAAAGCCUCCCGCAGAGUGUGCUGUUUACAGCACCUCAAAGAGCAGCGCAUUGCCGACGCUCAGCUCAAUCUCCCCGAUACCAUGCAUGCCAAAUGACCACUGGCCAGCAUUCUCGACGUUGUGUGGACAUUUGGGGCCGGCCUACUUGGUAACGGGUUUCAGUAGCAGCGCCUUGGUGAACAAGCGUUGCUGCAAUAAGGACUUCUACUUCCACAAACACCGCAAGGGCGGCGGUGAGUGGAGUUGCGAGGAAUGCAUGAGUGAUGUUGGCAACUGUCCAACUCUGACUUGGUUGUACUGCGCUGGUAUAGACCAGCGCCUCACAGCCAAACAGUUCCUCAUCACUGCUGAGGACGUGCUGAUUUUCGCGCUCUACGCGAUGCUGCUUGGGGCCAUCUCAAGCCAGCAGGUUUCGCAUCAUCCCGAGUUGGGCUGCUAUCGCUUAAUGGUGGAAGUGCUUGAGUGGGGAAGAUACUUACUGGUGUUGAUUGCUACGACAGGCGUAUUGGUGUGGUCAAUGCAGGGCCUGGUGCAGGGGUAUGCCGCUGUGAAGUACGACUGCAGCGCAUCACGCCAGGUGAUGGGGGUAUUCACGCCUGUCUUCACAGCGGUGAGCCUUGCAAUCCUGCUGCUUGGAUGUGGUUACCUUGGCACCUACUGGUGCACCAACGCGGUAGAGGCAGCAUCGUUGCAAAUCGACUCAGCAAUGUCUUACCGGCGGGCUCAGCGUGUUGCCUUCAGUUUGACGACGACGACUGUGCUAUCAGUGCUCGUCUACGCAGUGAGCGCGGCAUGGAGUAAUGCCGCGCCUUGUGACGCAGCUUGCCUGCAGCAGUUGGGGGUGGAGCCCCUGAUCUGGGAUACAGUGGCUCUUGCAGCGGGAGUCCUUGUGGCCCUGAUCCUGCUCUCCCUGCUGAUGAAGCUACGGACGAUCGUGGUGACCAUGCAUGUGGUGCAAGAACAGCUGCAUGAUCUGUCGGUGCAUGUGCAUGCGCAGGAAGACCGCCUUAGUGCCCUUCUGAACUUGCGAAUGCAGGCCCAGACAGACCACUUGCAGGAGGUACUUGGCCACUCUGGCAGUGCCGGCACCACCACGAUGCAUGCUGUGCAUGGAGAGGUGUAUUCGCUGAUUGAAGAAUUCGUCGCGAAUUCAAAAUCGGUGUACCACCUUUUCGACUUGCAUGCCUACCAAAAUCGUCAGUGGCAUGAUAUGAUGACACAAAUGGAGGAUCUACUGCGGGCCCACACAGAACUGAAAGAACUGGGGUCGCUGAUGGAGGAAUUCAUUGUGAAUUCAAAGUCGGUGUACCACCUGUUCGAUCUGCAUGCCUACCAAGAUCGCCAGUGGCAUGAUAUGAUGGGACAGCUGGAGGACUUGAUGCGGGCCCACACAGAGCUGAGCAAGGCGGUCAACACCCUGCUCACGGACGUUUCGGCACGGAUGCCGAAAAGCACCACUGCGGCUGCCAUCACGGCACAGAUCUCUGGUGUGGACGACCGGCUCCAGGCCUUGAGUGACCGCCUGUCAGAGCAAUGGAGCACCCAGUUGCCCAAACAGAUCAACGAGCUCAUCGACCAAGUGGAAGCGGGUAUGAGACGCCUCCAGGAGAUGCGAGACAAGACGCGUGAGGUGCUGGCUCGUGUUGAACUGUUCGACAAGAACCUGGAGAAGACACACAGCAUGCUACAGGCCAUCGCGAAGGUCAUCGAAACCAUAGACCCUCCGAAGGCUCUUCUGGAAAUCUCCAAGCCGAUGAUGGAGAAGCAGGAGCAGCUUUUGCGGAGUAAGCUGCAGAGUGUGGGGGAGGACGUGAAUCUCCUCAAAGGGCAGGCUCAUGCCCACCAAGGGGAGAACAACAGGCUGAUCAAGAACCUGGAGAAGAGCUUGGCGCAGAUGCAGUCGGUGGUGGAUGGUUUGGCGGUCAACAUGGCGCAGGUGGGGGCGGCCUUUGGCAAGCCGCCGGUGGACAGCCAAGGCCAGACGAGGGCCCUGGACCUGCUCUUGAAGCUGGGUGAAAGCCUGGCAGAAAGCGUGGGAGUCAACCAGGAGAGCAGGGAGCUGUCGCAUGAGGCCCUCUCACGUUCACAGGAGAUGAAUGGUGUUCUCGUGGAGCUUCGAGACCUUCUGGCGACACAGCGCCCACAAUAUGCUACGUCCUCCCACGGUGCAAGUAUGCAUAGCCAGCCGAGCCGCUCUAGCCCGACAGUGAUUGACCUGCAAAGCAGGUUGCCACCCCGCGCCAGUACGGGGUUUGCCACGAUUUCCUACCCGGAUGGCAGCAUCAAGAUGAUCUCCACGGAUAAUCUGCCCUAG
This is a messenger RNA of Symbiodinium sp. CCMP2592, 3135 nucleotides long. NCBI's taxonomy places the organism in Eukaryota, Dinophyceae, Suessiales, Symbiodiniaceae. The record is from the annotation of a GenBank genome assembly.